Messenger RNA from Glycine soja, 2401 nucleotides. Its product is annotated as pollen receptor-like kinase 2. Gene Ontology annotation, molecular function: protein binding; ATP binding; protein kinase activity. The record is from RefSeq and is a predicted model, not a curated record. The coding region runs from base 185 to 2038 and encodes 617 amino acids. Gene Ontology annotation, biological process: protein phosphorylation. The transcript has 3 exons. Lineage: Eukaryota; Viridiplantae; Streptophyta; Magnoliopsida; Fabales; Fabaceae.
ACCAACUAUUGGCUUUCUCUCUCUCUCGUUGCGUUUCUCCUUUCACUGCCAUAUUCUAAAGUUGUCCACCCUCCAUCUCCAACCCUUGCCUUCUUCACACCCAUCAUUCCAAACCAGCAGGUACUUCUGGAGGGCGUGCACGCGGCACCAUUCUUUGGGCGUGUGCCAACCCUUCCCCUUCACUAUGGCACUACUAGUCCUCACUUCUUUUAUAAUUUCAUUCACAUUAUUAUCAUUUAUGAUUGUGAUGAUCAGUGCUUCAGACACAGAAUCUCUCCUCAAAUUCAGAGACUCCCUUGAAAACAACAACGCGUUGUUGUCCUCAUGGAAUGCAUCCAUCCCUCCAUGUUCAGAUGAUGAUGCAUCAUCCCACUGGCCUCACGUUCAGUGUUACAAGGGACACGUCUGGGGUUUGAAGCUGGAGAGCAUGAGGCUCAAAGGUGUCAUUGACGUCCAGUCCCUCCUGGAUUUACCGUAUCUCAGAACCAUAAGCCUCAUGAACAAUGACUUCGACACUGCAUGGCCUGAAAUCAACAAGGUUGUGGGUUUGAAGACCAUUUUCCUUUCAAACAACAAGUUCUCCGGGGAGAUUCCGGCUCAGGCUUUUCAGGGCAUGCAAUGGUUGAAGAAGAUUCAUUUGUCAAACAACCAGUUCACAGGUCCUAUUCCAACUUCCCUCGCAUCCAUUCCUAGGCUUAUGGAGUUGAGGUUGGAGGGUAACCAUUUCACCGGCCCCAUUCCCAAUUUUCAACAUGCAUUCAAAUCAUUUAGCGUAGCCAAUAAUCAAUUAAAGGGAGAAAUACCAGCCAGCCUCCAUAACAUGCCAGCUUCAUCUUUCUCUGGUAAUGAAGGGGUAUGUGGAACACCGUUAAGUGCAUGCUCCUCCUCCAAAAAGAAAUCAACCGUGAUUUUUGUUGUGGCUGUGGUUCUUGUUAUUUUUGGACUGAUAGUGAUUGGAGCAGUAAUAUUGUUAGUCCUGCGUCGUCGAAGAAGAAAACAAGCUGGGCCAGAAGUGGCUUCUGCGGAAGAAGCAGGGUCAGAUAAAGGAAGUAGGAUGUGGAUGCAUAGUAGCUCCUCGAGCCACGGCAAGAGACGCUUCAGGUUAUCAUUUAUGAGGGAUGAAAGAGAUGAUUUUGAUUGGCGGGAUCUGCUGAAAUCCUCAGCAAGGAUUUUGCGCAGCGAUGGUUACAGCUCUUCCUGCAAGGCUGUUCUGUUGGAUGGGACUGAGAUUGUGGUGAAGAAAUUCACGCAGAUGAACAAUGUAGGGAGGGACGAGUUUCGGGAGCACAUGCGACGGAUUGGAAGCUUCAAUCAUCCUAAUCUCCUUCCUCUCGUCGCCUACUACUGCAUAGAGGAGGAGAGAGUCUUGAUUACCGACUUUGUUCCCAAUGGAAGCUUGGCUGCUCGCCUUCACGGAUCCCAACCUGUAGGACAAGCAAGCCUGGAUUGGGGAAGCCGGUUGAAGAUAGUGAAAGGCAUAGCAAAAGGACUUGAGAAUCUGUACAGUGAGAUGCCAAGCCUAAUUGCGGCACAUGGGAAUCUAAAGUCCUCCAACGUUCUUUUGAGUGAAUCUUUGGAGCCACUCCUCACAGACUAUGGGUUGUUACCAGUGAUAAACCAGGACAGUGCUCCUAAGAUGAUGUUCAUCUACAAGUCCCCGGAGUAUGUGCAGCAUGGCCGCAUCACAAAGAAGACUGAUGUGUGGAGUCUUGGGAUACUCAUCUUGGAGAUUCUCACUGGCAACUUCCCUGAUAACUUUCUACAAGACAAAGGAAGUGAUCAACAGAAUUUGGCAAAUUGGGUGCAUUCACAAGAGUGGACUAGUGAGAUGUUUGAUAAGGACAUGAUGAUGGAGACAAACAAUAACAACAGCGAGGGGGAGAUGAUCAAGCUUUUGAAGAUUGCAUUGGCAUGCUGUGAAUGGGAUGAGGACAAGAGAUGGGACUUAAAAGAAGCUGUACAAAGAAUUCAUGAGGUCAACGAGGAGGACGAUAAUGGCCAUGACUCAGAUGGCGAAGUCACUAUCUCCAUAGAAUAAGGCUUGCCAAUUCAUCAUUCUUACUUGGAUUUCGUUUCUCCUCUCUCCCCUCAAAGAAUAUGCCACGGCAUGAAUGAAGGGAAUGGAAUGCAUGCAUGCAUGCAUGCAUGGAUCCAUCGUCCACGUAACAUUAUUGGGUUUCUAUGUUUUAACCUGAAUUUUUCCCAGUACUGCAAGGUGCGGCUAUUGGAAAUUUUGAGGGCAACAACAAAAACCUCAGGCCAAUCAUGUGAUGAGAUAGAUUUUGAGGUUGAAUACUUGAAUUAAUCAACUCCUUUUUUUAGCUGAUUAAUAUUUAUCUUGGCAUUUGCAUUGCCUUUCCACAUCUCUAUUUCGCUUAGUACUUAAUAUCUAUAUCCUGAU